AUGGGUGAAAAAACGGGUCAAACACCAACUUCUUUGGGACAGACUCUGGGGAAAGCAGAUUUCACCCAAAGACCAAUGUCUUUACGAAAAUUUCUGGAGCCGUUUGACCACAGCAGUCUCACGGAUGCCGAGGCCGGAGACAAGUAUGCUUCCUACAAGGCUAGCUUUGCGAAACAGCAACUAGAGGAUUUUUUUGAGAAGCACAAAAACCUCGCUUGGUAA
Molecule: messenger RNA, 222 nt
Organism: Echinostoma caproni
Lineage: Eukaryota; Metazoa; Platyhelminthes; Trematoda; Plagiorchiida; Echinostomatidae
Source: the annotation of a GenBank genome assembly